Molecule: messenger RNA, 3011 nt
Organism: Strongylocentrotus purpuratus (purple sea urchin)
Lineage: Eukaryota; Metazoa; Echinodermata; Echinoidea; Camarodonta; Strongylocentrotidae
Product: NAD-dependent protein deacetylase sirtuin-7-like
Exons: 11
Coding region: 1-1479 (492 amino acids)
Molecular function (GO): NAD+ binding
Source: RefSeq, a predicted model, not a curated record
AUGCAUCUCUUGCUCUCACACUUGUACAUGAAGUCUAAGGAAUGUCCGAAAAAAUCAUCUUUAGCAAUAGGAAGACCAGCACGAAAAUGUCGGAAAGCAACUUACACGUCAGUCCUCUACAAAAAACAUAAAGCGAAGGAAAAAGAAAGUCAGGUAAGAGCGAUCCUGAAGAAGAACCAUGCUGACAGGAGUACAGAGGAGGAACAAAUAAUCAAACAAAACAAAAAGGUUGUCAAGAUUCUUGAGAAGAGGGUGCUGCUGAGAGAGCUUAAUCGCCAGAAAUCACAAGAGGUUGAAGAUUCUGUCGGGGAACUUGAAACUAAGGUAGCAGAGCUUGCAGAAGAAGUCCAACGUGCAGAAAACUUAGUCAUCUACACAGGAGCUGGUAUAAGCACAGCAGCCUCUAUACCCGAUUACAGGGGACCAAAUGGAGUAUGGACGUUGCUACAGCAGGGAAAAGGGAGCGAACUUCAGAACAGCUCGUUGGUAGAUGCAGAGCCAACCCUAACUCACAUGGCACUAGCCAGGUUGGUGGAGGAAGGCAUGGUGAAACAUAUCGUAUCCCAGAAUUGUGAUGGGCUUCACUUCAGAAGUGGUGUUCCCCCGGACAGGUUAUCUGAGCUCCAUGGCAAUAUGUACAUUGAGGUGUGCACUGAGUGCGAGCCAGAGAGGCAGUAUGUCCGACUCUUUGAUGUGACGGAGCAGACAUCGCUUCGUCGGCACAAGACGAGCAGAGAAUGCCACAAGUGCAAGGAGCCCCUCAGAGACACCAUAGUGCACUUUGGUGAGAAGGGAGUGAUAGACAAACCCCUGAACUGGUCCGGUGCCAUGGAUGCCGCAGAGGAUGCUGAUGCCAUACUGUGUUUGGGAUCCAGUCUCAAAGUUCUGAGGAGAUACCAGUGCCUUUGGAGCACAGACAGACCAAAGAGCCAGAGACCAAAGUUAUUCAUCGUCAAUUUACAGUGGACACCAAAAGACAGUCAGGCAUCCCUGAAGAUCCAUGGCCGAUGUGAUGAUGUGAUGGCACUACUCAUGAAGCACCUCAAUCUUUCAAUACCUCUCUACACAAGGAAGAGCGAUCCCAUCUUCAAAAUGGCCGCUCCCAUCAAGCCCCAUGAAGAGGGCAGCUACUUGACAAGAUCCCUCUUGGACACGAGGUUGAACUCUGAAUCCUUAAACCUCAAUGUGAACAGUGUCAUCAAGACUGAACAAGACAACUCUGCUAAUAACCUUGCAUCAAGUGCACUCUCACAAAAACCAAAGUCUGAUUGUGCCUCGGAAGGAAAUUACAACGACAGUGAAGAUACCGAGGAUUAUGAAAUGGAGAUUCCUGUUGCGUUGCCAUCACUAGAGGGCGGUGUUGAGGGAGAAGGGAAUAUGCCUGGCUGGUUUGGGAAAGGAUGCAGGAAGAAGGUGGUAAGGAAAGUUGGAAAGAAGAGGCGGCGAUCAAGAGUGUCCAGCGUCGAGAUAGGGACUUGAUUGUCGGAGGGGGCAAGUUUAAUGUCAGACGUGUAAAAUAAAUCAUAAAACAGAGAUAGUAGUAAAUAUUCUCAGGUUAGAUUUAGCUGCUGCCAUUUUUCUAAAACUUCCAUCUUUUUUUAUAGUCAAGAACAUAGUUAUGAAGAAGGACAGAUAACGUGUAUUGUUUUUCAUCACCAGAGUGGCCAAUUUGAUGUCAAAGAAAUUGUAAAAUCAUCCACAAAACAAACCUGUCAACAUCCCUACUUUAUGUAUCGUUCCUGUUGUAUAUUAACAAAACUUACAUCAUGUUUAAUAUUUUGUUUGAACAAAAAUCAGUGGGAUAGCAAAUUUAUUGUGUUUCUGAGUGGAAAAAAUUAAUCUUUUUUUAGAUAAAUCUGCAAAUUAAAAAAAAAACUACAUGCUUUUGAGUAUUAAAGCUCCUAUUCGUGUUUCUCAAGUUUCUACUUCUAACUAGAGUUUAAGGCACAGUUGCUCUUAGGAGUGAUUGGAGAACCCAAAGUUAAUUUAAAGUGUACCAAUCACCUGAAAAGAGUAAUUCGUGUUAAGGUAAAAUGAUCAAAUCAACCUCAAAAUAAAUUUACCUGGCAUUCAAUAUUAGGAAAAAGGUUAAGGAGUAGGAAGAAAUCAAAAGAUAACAUAAACCCUGCGUAUUGCAAUCAUGGUCAAGUCAGACUUGGGUUCCGUCCCCAUCCUAAUCUAUGCAAGUGCAUAUGCAUGGGUUCAGUAGUCUACACAACAAGAUGUUUUAUAGUUCACUGAGAUUGUAUUUAGAUUGCAAUAUCUCUUUUUAGAAGUAAUAUUUGAAGCUCAUAUUUUGAAUACUAAAUAACCUCAUCGAACCUCUAACAUAAAGAGCAAUACAUGUUUUUAGUGAUUGGAACACUUUAACAUUGUCUAUAAAAGAAAGCAGCAAGUAAAAAGAGAUUCCAAAUCAAACUAACUUAAUAUGAUGAAUGAGCAAUCGGUGUACCUAUAUACACUUUCUCCAGGAUUUGAGUGUCUUUCUUGACGACAAUAUACCUCUCUUUUUUAGAUUAUAUUCUUCUUACUUGCAUUUUUGUCUGGCAAUGAAAGUGUUGUGUCCAUGUUGUGAAACCUAGAGUUUGGUUAUGCAUUGGCUGACAAAUUAAAGUUAGAAAUAUCACCUGAAACAUCGGAGGCUAUUUAAACAAAAAGUAGUUCUGUUUGGACAAUAUUUGUUUCUGACAAGCCUGACAUUGUGUUGGGUGAUAGUCCAAUCUAGCAACAACAAAUAAAUGCAAAAUUUCAAUUUACAAAACAAGUCAUGUUUAAUGUGAUGUUUCUUUGUCAUGUAAAAAUGACAACGAAUCAUUCAUUUGUAAUUCAUAUGCAUUUACAAAAAUGAUCUAUCAGGCUUCCGACUUCAAAAGGGGUGCUUGAAGCACUGUUAGACUCUGCAUGGCCAUUCAUUAGCUCAAGGUUAUCUUUGCAUUGUAGCAUGUAGAUAAUCUCAUGCGAUUAGUUUGUCUUGUUAUAUGCAUUGUUCUGUUUAUCAGGUGUCCAAAGUA